Molecule: messenger RNA, 3648 nt
Organism: Caenorhabditis remanei
Lineage: Eukaryota; Metazoa; Nematoda; Chromadorea; Rhabditida; Rhabditidae
Exons: 11
Coding region: 1-3648 (1215 amino acids)
Source: RefSeq, a predicted model, not a curated record
AUGAGCGACGGAGACUCUGAUGAUGGAUUUGUCUUUAUUGAGGACGACUUGAUUGGUCGUAAUCGACCAAAACAUCGGUCGAAGCCGGAGGAGAAGGAUGUCGUGCUUGUCUCACAGAAACCGGACGACGGCAACAACGUCUCUAAAAAACCAUUGGUUUUGGAAUCCAAUAAUGGCGAGGGAGACUCCCAACAAUUUUCUGCCAAUCAAUUCAAUCUGGUUCAUGACACCCAGUCGGAAAUAGCGGCCAAGAGAAUUGUGGCUGCUAUGGAGCUCAAUUCAAGUCGCCAAUCUCCAGCAACUCCAUCGGAGAACGAUACUAUGUCGGAGGUCAAGGAAGAAUCUCUGCCAAUGGAAAACCCUGCCAGGGAUACGUCUGAUAGCCAUACUGUUGCCACUAAUCAGUCGAAGACAACCGAGGAAGAGGAUGCCGAGUACAUGCGUGUAGUCGAAGCUUAUCACCAGGCACAGCUUGCUAAAUUUCGCCAAAAGGAGGCUGAGGAGGCUUUCCAGGCACGCGAUGAUGUUUCUUCGUCGUCCCCAUCACGCCACUCAUCCCGUCGAUCGUCAAUCAGUUCCAGCGAAAUUGAGCCGGUUCAAAGUGAUGAUGACGCUGCUCCAGUGGUACCAGAAGAACCAGAAGCACCGAUUCAACCAACAAAUCCCGUGAAUUCAUCUGAUGUCAGUCCCCCGGGCAAUCGUGUCAACUUUCUUUCCGACUUGUGUGCUGCAAUUCUUCAGUCGAAACAAUACGAACAAGUUACAAAGAAAACUGAAGAAGAGAAUGAAGCUAAGGAUAAUAAAAAGUCUGCCAAAACAAAGGGAAACGAGAUAUCAGAGAAAAAUGAAGAAGAAGUUACGCGCGUAUUCAAUGAGAACCGUCAAGAUUUGCUCGAGCAGAUUCACAAGGAGCAAGAGGACUAUUACGGCGCUCCAGCGGUCCAAGUCAAGGCAGAAGAAGAACCGAAUCCUGUUAAAAACGAAGAGAAAGCAACAACAGAGGAAGAUGAAGAUGAGGCUUACAUGCGAGAAGUAGAAGCCUGGCAUCAAAAAGAGCUUGAAAAGAGUCGCAAGCAACGUGAGGCACUCUCCAGUGGUACAGUAGUCUCCAGUGGUGAAACAUCGCAAAUCAAAGCAAAAGAAGAGAAAAAAACAACCGUGGAAGAUGAAGAUGAGGUUUACAUGCGGCAAGUAGAAGAGUGGCAUCAAAGAAAUCUUGAGAAGAGUCGUAAGCAACGUGAGGCACAAGAGGUCUCCAAUGGUGAAGCAUCCUCAGACAGUGCAAAUGUUCAACAGCAAAACACUGUCAUGCAAUAUACUUCGGAUGAAUUGAAAAAUUUGCGCGAAGCUGCAGCUUCAUCGGACAACGGCACAGCUGCUCCACCCACCCAAUUGGCGAGAUCCAUCCAGGUUUUGCCUCCAAGUUUUUUACGAGCCGAGAGACACUGUCAACCUGAAAAAAAAGAAGUGCUCGAGGGAUCUGAUGACGUUGGCUGUGAUAUCAAGAAAGAUUCCGCCGAGCAGAAAGAGAUUGAGCAGCUUCGUAAAAAGUACAAACAAAAUGGCGGAGCCCGUGGAUAUGUGAUGACUGAUGCAGAGAGGAAAAAAGUGGAGGAUCUCCGCAAGAAGGAGUGUGGCAGAAGCGAAGCCAAUGCUGCACCAGUUCAAAUGUUCAGCCAACUAAGCCUAGGAGAGAGUGCUUCUCCUAAGGUACCAGCAACUGCUUCCCAACCACAAACCCAGUAUGCUGUUCAACAUCCGGAUGGAAAAGUUUACAAAAUUAAAUGUGAUCCUACUCCAAAAGAUGAUGUUAAACCUCCACAACCACAAGCAAAUCAAUCCGAGCAGCUUGUAUUUACUAAGAAAGCUGAUACACCAGCUGAACCUACGGUCAAGAAGUCACAUCGGUAUGAUAAUCUCACUCCGGAAACAAAUCUUGUUCCCCAUCCGGAGUAUGUUGGUCAAUGGACGACUGAAGAAUAUGCCAGGAGUUAUGUAAAGUCAGAUAACCCUCCGCCAUUUGUUACCGUCCCGCCAACAAUCGCUAAUCCGACUAAAGAACCGCUGCCACUAAGAAAAGGCUCAGACGGAGUAUACAGACCAUAUGACCCAUCUCUGGAGGUUACUAAGGAGUACCCAGCUGCUGACACUCAUCCAACUGGUGUUGUCGAAAAAGACCAAACACAAACUUUGACAUUGGAUGCUGGAUACUAUCGGGCUGCACCAAUUCAUACCGCCUAUGCCCACCCAAUUCCACCAGCCUACACUCCCCAGCAAACUGCGCCAGUUGCACCUGUUGCUGUAGAACCGAAGGAGGAAACUCCAGAAGAAGCUGAGGCUCGUCGUGCUGAGGAAAUCAGAAAGUCGGAAGAACUCAUUGGGUUGAUGGGUAUGGCAGUAGUUGAGCAUGAUGCGAUGAUCCAUUUGCUUAACGCCACAAACAAGAGACAAGCGGAGCAACGGCGUUUGAUUGAAACUGGUGCAGCUACUAGAGAGCUUACUGAAAAAGAAGUUGACGAUCUUCUGGAAGGCAGAGUAAAGGUUGACACUCUGCGCAACCGCGAAUACAACAUAAACCCGUAUGGUGUCUCAACAAACUCAGCAUACCCAGUGCCUGCUUAUCCAAGCCAUCAGUCAUACGCCCCACCACCAGUUCCAGUGCACACCUCGACGAAUUACCCGGUCACCACUCCAACUACAAACUACACUCAUCCACGAUACCCAUCACCUCCUGCUCCACCACAGAAUACUUACCGGGAUCCAAGUUACCCAGUGACUCAUCCAUAUAUGGAGUAUGCCGGCAAGAAUCAAAGUCAGCAGUGCCCGUCUAGCUCGAACUAUCAAUCUAGCUCGAACUAUUCAUCUGCCUCAAACUAUCCUUCUGGCUCGAACUAUCAAUCUGGCUCGAGCUACCCAUCUAGCUCAAACUAUCAGCAACCGCCGUCACAAUCGGGACAACAGUACACGGAUUCUAGUUACAGAUAUCCUGCCCUGUAUCCUUCAAACAGCCAACAGAACUACUAUCCACAACAAACUUCAGUUCAGUCCCAGCCUACAGUCGCACAACAAUAUGUUGAAGUUGAACCAAGAAGCUUCUAUCCACAAAAUGCUCAUUAUACAUCAACCCCGGGAGGAAGUGCUUCAGGUUAUCCACAACCAGCAUUCCAGCCAGUAACUGCGGAAGUGUCCUAUGGAGUAUCUCGCAAUAAUACAUCACACUAUGUCAGCCCAAUCGACGAUACCUACCGUGGAUUUAAUAAGAGCAAUGCUAAACCUCAAAAUCAUAAUGGCUACAGUUAUCAAGCACCAGCCUAUUCGUACACGGCACCCCCCUAUCCGUACACGGCGCCAUCCUAUCCGUACUCGGCACCACCAGCCCAGACGAGUUCUUGUUCGACUCCAGCUGUUUACAUCAACGACAACUCGUCUCGUGAGGAAAUAAGGAGCCAGAUGAUCAAAUUUAUCACCGACCAUAACAAGUCAGGACGCAAGGUUUAUCUAUCCACAUUCUUCAAGCCACCAAGCGUCAUUACAUACAAUUUUGACGUUGUUAUGUUCGCGCAGAUGGAAUUGAAGGACAUCGUCAAUGUACACCCAUGUCUCACCAAUGACGUCCAAAAGGAGUAUCUUUUUGAAUUGAAGAAUUAA